Messenger RNA from Pezoporus occidentalis (night parrot), 6766 nucleotides. RefSeq names its product gamma-aminobutyric acid type A receptor subunit epsilon (gene GABRE). Lineage: Eukaryota; Metazoa; Chordata; Aves; Psittaciformes; Psittacidae. The transcript has 9 exons. Bases 393 to 1757 code for a protein of 454 amino acids. Gene Ontology annotation, cellular component: GABA-A receptor complex; dendrite membrane; neuron projection. Gene Ontology annotation, biological process: gamma-aminobutyric acid signaling pathway; synaptic transmission, GABAergic; regulation of postsynaptic membrane potential. Gene Ontology annotation, molecular function: GABA-A receptor activity; GABA-gated chloride ion channel activity; benzodiazepine receptor activity. The record is from RefSeq and is a predicted model, not a curated record.
GCGGGCGAUGCUCGCUGACGGUGCCGGCUCCCCGGCAGCGGCGGAUGCGCGGGUCUGACUCCGCCGUGCGGCCCCCGCCGCUGGCGCUCGGCCGUCGGGGGGGCGCGGGGGGAGCCGGCCCCUGCGCGGGGCGGUAGGACGGUGCGCCGGCCCCUCCCCGCCGGUGAAGAGAUGCCCAACUUUCCCCUUCCUCCCCGCCGGCGCGGAGCGGGGCUCGGAGCGCGGAGCCGGGCGGGCGGCGGCGGGGCUGGAGCUCGGCGCAGCGGGCAGCGGGGGGGUCCCGCCGCCGCCCCCCGCCCGGCCCCGCGCUGAGCCCCGCCGGGGCUGGAGAAGCGCGGCCGCCGCCGUCGCCCCCCCCCCCCCCCGCCGGGGCCGGUCCUCGCCUCGCCGAGAUGCCCGGGAAGGUGCUGCUGCUCUGCCUGGCCCUCGGGCCGGUCCUGCGAGCCAGGUGUGAGAGCACAGAGGAAUAUGAUUAUGAUUACCUCAGCAUCAAUAAAACCUGGGUCCUCACCCCCAAGGCACAGGAGACUGAUGCCACACAGAUCCUCAACUCGCUGCUGAAGAACUAUGACAACAAGCUGAGGCCUGACAUUGGCAUCAAGCCCACCUUUAUCGAUGUGGAUAUCUACGUGAACAGCAUCGGGCCGGUGUCUGUCAUCCAGAUGGAAUACACCAUUGACAUCUUCUUUGCUCAGACAUGGUAUGACCGACGUCUUCGCUUCAACAGCACCCUGAAGGCCCUCACUCUCAACACCAACAUGGUGAGCCGCAUCUGGAUCCCAGACACCUUUUUUAGGAACUCCAAGCGGGCUGAUUCCCACUGGAUAACCACUCCUAAUCAGCUCCUUCGCAUCUGGAAUGACGGAAAAGUGCUCUACACGCUCAGGUUGACAAUCGAGGCUGAAUGUCUGCUCCAGCUGCAGAAUUUCCCAAUGGACACUCACUCCUGCCCUUUGGUUUUUUCCAGUUAUGGAUACCCACGUGAGGAGAUCGUCUAUCGCUGGAGGCGCUACUCCAUUGAGGUCUCUGACCAGCGCACUUGGAGGCUCUACCAGUUUGACUUCACUGGCCUGAGGAACACCUCAGAAGUUCUCAGGACUGGGGCAGGGGAGUAUAUGGUGAUGACAGUUUCUUUUGACCUGAGUAGACGUAUGGGUUACUUUGCCAUUCAGACCUACAUUCCCUGCAUCCUGACUGUUGUUCUUUCCUGGGUUUCCUUCUGGAUCAAGAGAGACUCUACACCAGCCAGGACAUCUCUGGGUAUCACAACUGUGUUGACAAUGACCACCCUGAGUACCAUUUCCCGCAAGCACCUUCCCCGUGUUUCCUACAUCACAGCCAUGGACCUCUUUGUCUCUGUGUGCUUCAUCUUCGUCUUUGCAGCUCUCAUGGAGUAUGCUACACUCAACUACCUGGUGGGAAACAAGAAACCAGUUGAGCACAACAACAGGAAAGCCAGGCUGCCACCUACCUGUGCACAGGUGAUGCCAUCCUUUACCACCAUCAACAUCAACAACAUCAUGCACUGGCCUGCAGAGAUCGAAGAUGAUGAGGAUGAAGACCCUGGUUCCCCAUGCUUGGAGGGAAAGGAAUGUGAGAGGUUCUUCUGCUGCAUUGAGGACUGUCAGACAGGAAUGUGGCGGGAGGGGAGGGUUCGUAUUCACAUCUCCCGCCUGGACUCCUACUCUCGUGUAUUUUUCCCCACCGCCUUCCUGCUCUUCAACAUUGUCUACUGGAUUGCCUAUCUCUAUCUCUAGCUGUUCUUUGUCGUCAGCUGGAAUGGACUGGAGACCAGCAAGAUGGGCUUCUCAAGGAGCAUAGAGAACAUCUCUUCCAUUGUAGUAGAUUGUCAGUCUGAACAAUCCAACCUGGUGAUUCCCUCUUCCUGCUCUCAUCUCUUCUGAGAAGAACAGACAGCAUUUUUUUAGCCUUCUAACAUAUGUUUUUAGAGAAUCUACCCUUCCCCAAGAACCCUUUCUCCAGCACCACCAGCAUUUUACUCCUUGUAAAAUUGCCCCCCAAACAUCCUGUUCCCAUGUCAAAAAAUAGGGAUUUUGUCAAAAGCAAAACCCUUAAUUUGUUUAAUUUUCCCAUCCAACCCAUGGGAAGUGAUGGUAAAUGGAGUUUUCUGUAUUGUUAUUAAGACUGCAAAGGAAAUAAAAUAGAUCUUACAGCUUCUGCACCACUUCCUCCAGAGCAGACUUUGUGAAGCUUGGGAAGGUCAGAAGGAAAGAAGUGUCUAAGAAGGCAGCAGUACAGCUUUUCCACAGUGGCUGAGCUUGGCUAAAAUGUUUUGAACCUGCCCAGAAAGCUGACGGUGACACUUACGUGGAUGGAGCGGCUGCAAGCCUCCCCGUAGAGUGUCGCAUUCCUUAUGGAUCACUCCACUUGUUGUACCAAGUGGCACCCAAGGCAUCCACCCACGGAGGAGCUGCUGAUUCUCAUCAGAUGGUGGUAAAAAGCGCUUCACAAGUUUGAAGGGCCCAUCUGCCUUACUGGUGGAGCAGACUCUUCGUGGCACAGAGUGACAUUCUGCUUUGUGAUCAGGACUCUGAGCACGCUAUGCAGCUUACCUUGGGCAGAGCCAGAAGAGGGAGAAAGUCCUUAUGCUAAAAAGACCAGAACUAGUCUUGUGAGUCUGUUGUGAGGUAGCUUUCUUUGGCCUGUUUCAUGUGAACUAGGCCUUAUUGCACCAUGUGUCAUAGAAGGGCAGUGCUCUCCUUCACAACAACACUGGUUGAAACCAUCAGAUCCCUGCUUGGUAGUAGCUGCUAACCUGAGAAAGGGGUAAUAGAAAAGAGAAUCUGAUCUGCUACCAGUACUGCACCUACCAGUGGUGGGGAGAGAGCGUUCCUGCAGCUCCAAUGUGUUUUCUUAUGUCUGUUUUGGUUUUUCCAUAAUUACAUAAAAAAAGAGACCACUAAACUGAAUGGCUCUUCCCAGACACAUCAAUACUUGGCCAUUUUCUUUCUAAAAUCAGGAACUGGAGCAAGUCACCCUGGUAGAUUUCAGGAAGGUCAUAGUGAGAUGGUUCCUUAUGGUCCAUCAUGAAGGGAUAGAGAAAUGUGUAACACUAUCUCAACUGGGAAGAAACUGCAUAAUGUAAAAGAGGAAACUCAGGCCCAAGGUCCAUAAUGUGUAAAUCGGCUCCCCCCCCAUUUAUAGCAACUGCUGAUGUGGGCCACAGCAUGACCGAGAAGCAAUGUGCCAUUAAUAGUUAGUGUGUAAAUUACAAACAAAACACCCUUUUUAAAACCAUCAGGCUUUAGAAACGACUAGUACUUCAAAGGCUUGCCACAGGAAGAAAGCCAGCAUGGCUGCAGAGACAAAGUUAGGAAGGGCUGGCUCACUGCACAGCUAACAGAGGCAGCAGGUUUUACAUGUUCUUAGAGAGCAAUUUGAUCUGGUUUAAAGAUGCAUUUUGACACUGUUAAAUGCGAGCUGGAUAAUGAAGUGUCAUGUUUAAUUCAUUCAUAAAUACAGCCUUACCUUAGUUCCAGAAGAACAGGUAGAGCACCUAAUUAAGUAUACAGUAGUACAGCACUCUGCUAAGUAUAACCUAAUGGGGUCAGACCAGCAUAGCUCUGGAAGGGGAAACUGUGCCUGUCUAACCUGUUACAGUUCUUCUUUUAAAAUACCAAGAAAGAGACAAAGGUUAUCCAGAAGGAUAAUUUACUUAGCUGCUCCGACAGCUUUUGAAAGGAUGAGAAGGAAUUAUGGCGGGUGGUUCUAACUAAGGAAAUUGAUUUAGCAAAAGAAUUAUUAAGGAGGUUCUAAUUAGAGGAAAUUAACUGAGGAGAGGGGGAAAAAGAAUUGUUAAGGCGGCUCUAAUUAGAGGAAAUUAAUGUUUUAGAGAGAAAGACACAGAGAGGGAGAAGUCUAAGAAAAGAAUCAAAACCACUUCCAGACAAGAAGAGCUGCUGGGUGACAGCGCCGACUCCCAGCCAAGCGGGUUGAUGUUCUGCUCCUGAUAGCAAAGCUCUAUUAGAUGUAGCAACAGAAAAGCCUCCUAUGACUCAACCAGACACCAACAGAGAGCUGGAUUAAACAGGGUCCUGUGAUCUCUGCAGGGAGCCAAAAGGAAAGAGCAUCCUAGAUUAAAACUGGCUCACGUGACAGAUGCUGAGUGAAGCGAGUCUUCACAUGUCAGAAGGCAGCUGGUAGCAUGUGUGUGGGACUUGGCACCCUGGUGGCAAACCAGGGCCUGUGCCAAAUACAGUCAUUAACAGAAUGGUGGCAUAAAAGGUGUGCAGGCAAUGCAGGCUGCAGAGCACAGGCAGCAAAAGGUGGAACGGGAGCAGCUGAGAAAGGGAUGAAGGAAGGGAAAAUUUAACAUCCAUGUGCAAAGGAGUCCAAACAUCUGCAAUUCACUGUAGCUCUGAAGCACUUGAGAAGCUUGAAGGACACAGAUGAUCAUCAUGGGGACCAGAGGACAGACUUCAGCAGCUUGUUGAAAUUAGGUCUUUUAGAGAAUCAGCCAGGAGAGAAGCAGGUUGUACAAGAGCCCUAAAAGGAUGAUGGGGACUUGGGCAAAGUAGACUUGAAAAAUCAUAAGAUUUCACCAAAAAAAAAGAUAAAGCCAACACACACCAAGGUAAUUUAACCAAUGGUGGAGGAUUUGACAGAGGAAAAUAGUGUAGUGUGGGUGGGAGCACAAGGAAGCUGAUUACUAAGCCUGGGGAAGGAGGAGGGAGGGGGCUUUAUGGCUUAGGGAAAUCUGUGCCCAUCAUAAAUAGCUCAAUAAAUAAAGGCAUGCACAAAUCCAUCAUGGUUUUAAGUUUCUACAGUAUCUCAAAAAAAGGAAAGUUAAGAAAAGCCAGAAAGAAAAAUCCACCAUUUUGGGGGGAAUUACUUUGCGAAGUCCAGGCUCCUCAGAAAAAGGUUUCCCUGCUUAUAGCAGGGAAUCCAGGGUACAGAGACAUCCAGUAGCGGUGUGUGGCCCUGCACAGCAGGGCAGUGGGAGCUGAGCCCAUUGAUCCCCUCCUAGACCAGCACAGACCACUUGCCUUUCCCAACAUGUUGUCUUUUCUGCCAUCACACUGGAGUGGGUUGUGGACCUAUUUCAGAUAUGACAAGUUCCCUUGCUGGUGGCCAGAGAGUGCCUGAUGCUGGCUAUCGUGGCUGAUCCUGUAGCAGAAGAACACACAUCCCAAGUAAGUUAGUGAACUUUGCUGUGUGGUCAGUUCCACUUCUUGCUGGACAAUCAUCUCUACAGCUUCCAGGAUGAAGUGGAUAAUGAACUCAUCUGCCACAUCUGCCUUUAGGCUCUGCUAUGGACACCCCCUUGGACAUACGCACUGUUUCAAAUGCCUUGAAAACUUCAUGCAGGAGUAUAAUUUUUUUCCUGCAGAUUGGAAAAAUCUCUUUCCAGCUUUCUAGUAUGAAUCCUGUUGGAUAAGCUGAUUGUCUUCUGUCCUUUCGAGGCAGAGUGUCAGUCAAUGAAGAGGUGUGAACUAGAAGCUCAAGUGCAGAAGAAUUAGUUGUCCUGGUUUCAAGAAAUACAAAUCUGAAUGACAGUGGAAAAAGAAUCCCAUUUCCAAAGGGAAUAAACACCCCUUACCAAGAUGGAGACAAACGCACCCAAAGAUCCAGAGGUACCAAGUGAAGGAUCAUCACUUGUGGCAGAAAAUUGCAGAGCCUGGACUGGUUAAUCUAGCUUUUAAGGAGACUGAAGAAGACCUUCCCCAGAGAGGAUGGAUCUGGACAGGCUGGAUCAAUAGGGGAGGCCAAUUGCAUGAGAUUCAACAAGGCAAAGCGCUGGGUCCUGCUCUUGGAUCGCAACAACCCCAUGCAAGGCUACAGGCUUGGGGCAGCAUGCCUGGAAAGGUGCUCAGUGCAAAAGGACCUGGGGGUGUUUGUCAGCCACCAGCUGAACAUGAGCCAGCCUGUGCCCAGGUGGCCAAGAAGCCACCAGCAUCCUGGCCUGUAUCAGCACCAGUGUGGCAGCAGGGCCAGGGCAGUGACUGUGCCCCUGCACUGGGCACUGGUGAGGCUGCACCUCGAAUCCUGUGUUCAGUUCUGGGCCCCUCACUGCAAGAGAGACACUGAGGUGCUGGAGUGGGGCCAGGGGAGAUCAAAGAAGCUGAUGAAGUGUCUGGAGCACAAGCCUUAUGAGGAGCAGCUGAGGGACCUGGGGGUGUAUAGUCUGGAGAAAAGGAGGCUGAGGGAAGACCUUAUUGCUCUCUACAAUUGCCUGAAAGGAGGAUGUUGCAACAGGACAAGAGGAAAUGGCCUCAAGUUGUGCCAGGGGAGGUUUAAAUUAGAUAUUUGGAAAAAUUUCUUCACUAAAGGGUUAUGAAGCCCUGGAACAGCCAGCCCAGGGCAGUGGCUGAAUUACCAUUCCUGGAGGUAUCUAAAAGACGUGUAGAUGGGGCACUUGGGGUGGUGGUUUAGUGGUGAAUUUGACAGUGUUUGGUUUACAGUUGGACUGGAUGAUCUUAAGGGUCUUUUCUAACCUAAAUGAUUCAAUGAUUACAUCUAGGUAAUGAUGGGGACUGGAAAUUAUGACUUCAGCAUUUAUGUUUUAUAGGGUUUUUUUGGAAGAUGCAAGAAAGUCAGGAAAAAGGUUGAUUUCUCAUUUCUUUGUCUCCAAUUCCUAUCUUCCCCCCCCAGAUUAUGCUGUGUAAGGGACCAUUUUUAGACUGUAUGCUCUUCAGGGCAGGGUCUCUCUUAUUGUGCGUUUGUACAGGGACUAGUACACUAGGGGUUGAUCCUUAACUGCGAUUUCUGGAUGCUACUUAUAGAUAAUAAACAACAGUAUGGACUA